AUGGCUAAAGCUAACGCUGUUGGUAUUGAUCUUGGUACGACUUACUCGUGUGUGGGAGUCUUCAUGCACGGAAAGGUCGAAAUCAUCGCCAAUGAUCAAGGAAACCGUACUACCCCAUCUUAUGUUGCAUUCACCGACACAGAGCGUCUGAUCGGAGAUGCUGCGAAGAACCAGGUUGCGAUGAACCCACACAACACAGUCUUCGAUGCUAAACGUCUCAUUGGACGCAAAUUCGACGAUCCAGCAGUCCAAUCCGAUAUGAAGCACUGGCCUUUCAAGGUUGUUUCCGCCGAAGGAUCCAAGCCAAAGGUCCAGGUUGAGUACAAGGGAGAGACCAAGACCUUCACCCCAGAAGAGAUUUCCUCCAUGGUUCUCGUCAAGAUGAAGGAGACCGCUGAGGCUUUCCUCGGAAGCGCUGUCAAGGACGCCGUCGUCACCGUCCCAGCUUACUUCAACGAUUCUCAACGUCAGGCUACCAAGGAUGCCGGAGCCAUCGCUGGACUCAACGUCCUUCGUAUCAUCAACGAGCCAACUGCUGCCGCUAUCGCCUAUGGUCUUGACAAGAAGGGACAUGGAGAACGCAACGUCCUCAUUUUCGACCUUGGAGGUGGUACCUUCGAUGUCUCCAUCCUUACCAUCGAGGACGGAAUCUUCGAAGUUAAGUCGACUGCCGGAGAUACCCAUCUUGGAGGAGAAGACUUUGACAACCGCAUGGUCAACCACUUCGUAGCUGAAUUCAAGCGCAAGCACAAGAAGGAUCUUGCUUCCAACCCACGUGCCCUCCGUCGUCUUCGUACUGCUUGCGAGCGCGCAAAGAGAACUCUCUCUUCGUCAUCUCAGGCUUCCAUCGAAAUCGACUCUCUCUUCGAGGGAAUUGAUUUCUACACCAACAUCACCCGUGCUCGUUUCGAGGAGCUCUGCGCCGAUCUCUUCAGAUCCACCAUGGACCCAGUUGAGAAGUCUCUUCGUGACGCCAAGAUGGAUAAGAGCCAGGUUCACGACAUUGUUCUCGUUGGAGGAUCCACCCGUAUUCCAAAGGUCCAGAAGCUUCUUUCUGAUCUCUUCUCCGGAAAGGAACUCAACAAGUCUAUCAACCCUGAUGAGGCCGUCGCUUACGGAGCCGCCGUCCAGGCCGCUAUUCUCUCUGGAGACAAGUCUGAGGCUGUUCAGGAUCUUCUUCUUCUUGAUGUUGCCCCGCUUUCGCUCGGUAUUGAGACUGCUGGAGGUGUUAUGACUGCUCUUAUCAAGAGAAACACCACCAUCCCAACCAAGACUGCUCAGACCUUCACCACCUACUCUGAUAACCAGCCAGGUGUGUUGAUCCAGGUCUACGAAGGAGAGCGUGCCAUGACCAAGGACAACAACUUGCUUGGAAAGUUCGAGCUCUCUGGAAUCCCACCAGCGCCAAGAGGAGUUCCACAAAUUGAGGUCACCUUCGACAUUGAUGCCAACGGAAUCCUCAACGUCUCGGCUACUGAUAAGUCAACCGGAAAACAAAACAAGAUCACCAUCACCAACGACAAGGGACGUCUUUCUAAGGACGAGAUCGAGCGCAUGGUUAACGAAGCUGAGAAGUACAAGGCCGAUGAUGAAGCCCAGAAGGAACGUAUUGGAGCUAAGAACGGACUUGAGAGCUAUGCUUUCAACAUGAAGCAGACUCUUGAUGACGAGAAGCUCAAGGACAAGAUCUCGGCUGACGAUAGAAAGAAGAUCGAAGACAAGUGCGACGAGGUUCUCAGGUGGUUGGAUAGCAACCAGACUGCUGAGAAGGAUGAGUUCGAGCAUCAGCAGAAGGAACUCGAGUCGGUGUGCAACCCAAUCAUUACCAAGCUCUACUCGCAGGCCGGUGGUGCCCCAGGAGGUGCUGCUCCAGGAGGAGCCGGAUCAGCUGGAGGACCAACCAUCGAGGAGGUCGACUAA
Molecule: messenger RNA, 1920 nt
Organism: Caenorhabditis bovis
Lineage: Eukaryota; Metazoa; Nematoda; Chromadorea; Rhabditida; Rhabditidae
Source: the annotation of a GenBank genome assembly